Pyricularia oryzae 70-15 is the source of this 378-nucleotide messenger RNA. RefSeq lists its product as uncharacterized. The record is from RefSeq and is a predicted model, not a curated record. The coding region runs from base 1 to 378 and encodes 125 amino acids. NCBI's taxonomy places the organism in Eukaryota, Fungi, Ascomycota, Sordariomycetes, Magnaporthales, Pyriculariaceae. The transcript has 2 exons.
AUGAAGCUGUCCAUCUUGGCAACGAUCCUCCUGGCCUCGAGCGGCGUCAACGCCGCCAACGGCUUUGCAAGCUCCUGCAGCAACGUGGCGCUCAGCGGGCUCAUUCUCAGAGGCAGGUGUGACGAGCCCGGUCGAUUUGGCGUAACACCCAGGCAAGACACAAAGCUCGACGUUUCGAAAUGUUUUUCCCUCGACGGUGAGGGCAAGAUUUCUUGCAAAAAGGGAGACAUCGGCGCGUGCAAGUGCCAACUGGCCACCAACAAAUCGAUGACAUGCAAUUGCAACAAUAGCAAAGGUGCCAAGGUGCAAAGCGACGUGGAUCUCGGUGAGUACUCCCACCCCGCGCGUCUCCCGAUCGAGGCUGGCUUUACUAUUUGA